GAUAAACAUCAUAGCAGAGAAAGAAAACCCCACCAGACUGAACACACUGUUCCCCCAGCAGAUUGCACACAUGAUAAAGAAUGAAGAAAGUCAUUUUCACGCUCACACACACAUACACACACACACAGUCGCUUCACGCCAUCGGAAUCUCCGCCAGCUGCGCAGACUCCGCAGCCCCUCACACACCGUCACAUCAGGGUUUUCCGUCGGUUUGCGCGGAUUUAGUCGACUUAUUUAUUUCAUUACUCGUUAUAUAAUACACACCGACUUAAAACACACACUCGCACACACUGAUCACCUUCAACCAACUAUCGCAUCCGAUGCACAAGUCCUCCUUGAAGACAGACUUGAAGCGACAGCGCUGACCUGGAUACCCGCUGAGCCUGUGUCCCACACUGAGGCAGGCUUCUCCGAGCAGACGGACUCACAGAUACACCAGCCGACAGACAGCGGUGUCAGCAGCCCAUCAGCAGCCUGCAGCUCAAGGAGUAGCAGCAGCAUCCGACACUGCAUCCACACCAUCCUCCCCCAUCCUCCUCCUUCUCCUUCUCCUCCUCUUUGUCACAUCUGACAUGGCGGACCCCAGCCUCACAUCACCCUCUGGGACACCACUGCGCUCCCCCAACGCCUCCCUCACCCUCUCCUUCCCCUUCCUGAGGGAGGGGAGCCGGGUGUGGGAGGAAGGGAAAGAGCAACCACUGCCUCGGGAUCUGCCCAGCCCCCUGCCAACCAAACGCACCCGCACCUAUUCAGCUACAGUACGUGCCCACUCAGGUCCAGUGUUUAAGGGCAUGUGUAAGAACUUCUCCAGGUCACAAGGUCACGGCUUCAUUCGACCCUCCCAUGGCGGCGAAGACAUCUUUGUUCACAUCUCAGACAUCGAAGGCGAGUAUGUCCCAGUUGAGGGUGAUGAAGUCACAUACAAAGUGUGCCGGGUCCCGCCCAAAAACCUGAAGGUGCAGGCGGUGGAGGUGAAGAUCACACAUCUGAACCCAGGGACGAAACACGAGACCUGGUCUGGGCAGAUCAUCAGUUCGUAGGACCUGAGCUCUGGGCCUGGUCGGGUGGUGCUGGGCAGGGCUGGGUAGUGGGUGGUGAGGGGGUGAGGUGCUCUGGGACUGAUAACUCACAUUCUGUGCUUAAAACUUUUUUUAAAUACACGUUUUACCUACACAGCAUAGUGUUCAGCGUUAGUAUGUGCUAAUAAUUCAGUUGUAGGAGGCGACGGCAGACGUUUGUCCAUUGACAGAGUCUGUUUACUACACUGAUGAUUUUGCUGUGUAUGUGACACUGACCAUUUAUUCAUUGUUAGGGAAGUCACAUGUUUAUUUAUAUUUUUUCUUGAAAGUCAAAUUUCAGAGGUGGGGAAGAUAAAGUUACUCAAUCAAGUAUGUAAAAUAUGAAAAAUUGUGAAAACUGUGUAUGUAACUGUGGUGCAGAGCUUCAAACUGGGCCAUGACUGCUGAGUGAACAGUAUGUGUGAGGAGGAGAGGACAAAAGGCUGAAAUCAGUUUUACUUCCCUUCUUUGCAGCUGUUAUGCACUUAUUUACUUCACCAAAGUUUCCAGGAUCACAUGUUGGGUGCAAGCAUGGGUCAGAUGACUUGUUAUUGCAACCUACACUGUCUUUACAUCAAGUGCAGGUUGUGAAGAGAUGAGCUUAAACUUUGAAUUCAUCAGCAGAGAUAAAGACUGUAAAAGAAAGUAGUUUCAUGGCUUGAGUAGGGUUGAAAAGAUUUGAACGACUGUGUUGCUGAGAGAAAAAAGGAUGAAAUGGCAGGUUGACAGUUCUUAGAGCAGUAAAUAACAGCUAGAUUUGGAUUAGAAACCGAAAUGAAAUCUAUUCAAAAAUCCAAAGCCCUAGAUAAAAAUACUUCUAAGUGUGCACCCCUGACAGGACAUCUCAUGACCUCGUUUUAGUUUUCAGGGCACCAGUUUAGAAACAUGAUCUUUAGAUGGAAAAGAGGAUGUUUUAUUUUGAAAUUGAAAGGGGAAUGUACUGAGGGUUGAAGGCAGAGUAAAUAAGAAGUUUGGAACUCAGUUUGUGUUGAUAGAAAGAGCAAAGGUUGGACCAGGACUGAAGCAGAGAGACCUAAUAAAACCAUAUAUGGACAUUUCAAAAGCAUCAACAAAAUAUAUAUUUUACUGUGAAUGGAAAGCGACUGCAAGUAUCUCCCCUUGAAAAAAUACAUAUCCUUGGUUGUAUUGUCUUGUUUGUGGUUAUUUAUUUUAAUUAUUUAUUUGAUGAUUGGUUCAGAUAUGUGUGUGUCCUCAGAUUACAUGCUCUAUAUUUUGGGUAAUACAGUCAAAGCUUGCACUGGAGAGAUUUGAACUUCCACUCUGAAAACUGCCACAACUGUCAGGCUUCAGUCAAUUUGUCAAAUGAAAAUUCCUGUUUUAAAAGCGUCUGGAACCAAGAUUUAUUGAAAAACAGCUAUUUCUAAAUCUCUUUUUCUACAAUUAAAAAAACGUGUGAUUUAUUGAGCGCAGUCAUCGUGAUGGUGAACCACAUGACUUCAUAGUUGGUGCCAAUAGAGAUCAUUGUCACAAAAAUGUUUGUUGUUAUUCAGGUUAUAUACUGUACUGUAUGUCAUUUUCUAUUAUAUCUGUCUCAUUAUGCACUAUGCAUCUCGUCUCGUCUGUCAGUGUCACUGCCUGAAUCAGUUCAACAUGGACCUUUUGUUUGUUUCUGUCACAUCAAAGGGCACUUUCUCCUGUUGACGAACCAUUGUGGUGGUGAUUCCCUUGAUUAUGUCUGUUGAGCCUUGAAAGAUCAUUAAAGCAUUUUAAGAUUCA
Messenger RNA from Lates calcarifer (barramundi perch), 2795 nucleotides. It is a transcript of the gene csdc2b, whose product is annotated as cold shock domain containing C2, RNA binding b. NCBI's taxonomy places the organism in Eukaryota, Metazoa, Chordata, Actinopteri, Centropomidae. The transcript has 4 exons. Gene Ontology annotation, molecular function: mRNA 3'-UTR binding. Bases 573 to 1040 code for a protein of 155 amino acids. The record is from RefSeq and is a predicted model, not a curated record. Gene Ontology annotation, biological process: regulation of mRNA stability. Gene Ontology annotation, cellular component: cytoplasm.